Molecule: messenger RNA, 2403 nt
Organism: Sclerotinia trifoliorum
Lineage: Eukaryota; Fungi; Ascomycota; Leotiomycetes; Helotiales; Sclerotiniaceae
Source: the annotation of a GenBank genome assembly
GAGAUCGAUCCGUCAAUCGCCCCAACAAAGUGUCCGGUCUAAGACCUUCCAGAUUGCCUAUCAUACCCGACGGUAAUUCUAGUCUCACUAGGGACUAAGGCUAGUGUGAGCCUCUUAGUACAGUUCCUGCUGUAAUAUAGAUAAGUUGACAGUUUCCUCCCGUCCUUUAGUCCUGUCCAAACUUAUUCUGGAUCUCUUCUUUUCUCUUCCCUUCCCCUUCCCCCUCCUCCUUCUCUUCGACAUUUUUGGUAUUUGUCUUCUUUGAUAUCAAUAGACACUCCCAAUAAUGGCCGCACUUAAUCCACGGAACCACUCGCCCUCGAGUGCGGAGAAGGCUUAUGAGGGAGCCCUUCCCGUCGAGCGAGAGCGGACAGGCUCGCAGGAUGAAGGCGAAGAUAUUGACCCGAGUCACAAUCUUCAUCGUGGUUUGAAGUCUCGACAAAUUACUAUGAUAGCAAUUGGUGGUGCUAUUGGAACUGGAUUGAUUAUCGGAACGUACGUAUUUCGUUUCUCUGCACACAGAUUCGUCAUCACACCCUUGCAUGACAAGUCUCGCAAAGGGCGCAGGAUUUUUCCGCUGACAUGAUAUUGCAGGGGAAAACCGCUGGCUCAGGCGGGUCCAGCGCCACUCUUGAUAGGCUAUGCGAUUGUUGGGUUAUUGUGCUUUUUGGUUAUGGCGGCUCUCGGUGAGGUAUGGUGGCUCUUAUUAACCUUCUCAGAUGAACGACUGCUGACAUACGAAAGAUGGCUGCCUGGUUACCAUUGGCGAGUGGAUUUACAGGUUACGCUACCAGAUUUGUUGAUCCGGCUUUAGGGUUCUGUUUAGGAUGGUAAGUCACACUUUUCUACUCGACAAAGCGAAAACUAACGAAUUCCAGGAACUAUUGGUUCAAAUAUAUCAUCGUCACACCCAAUAAUCUUACAGCGGCAUCUUUAGUUAUACAAUAUUGGGUACCGAGAGAUAAAGUCAAUCCUGGUGUCUUUAUUGCUAUAUUCUUGGUUGCCGUCGUCUGUAUCAAUUAUUUUGGUGUGAAAUUCUUUGGAGAAUUCGAAUUCUGGUUGUCAAGUAUCAAAGUGGUUGUUAUAUUAGGUCUCAUCCUCCUAAGUCUAGUCCUUGCAUGCGGAGGAGGACCUGAUAAACAGGCGACUGGAUUUAAAUAUUGGGAAAACCCUGGAGCCUUUCAUGAGUACAUCUUAAGUAAGUAUUCUAUGUAUUUCAAUACUUGGAAUAAUACUAAUAUCACGCAGCUGGACAUACUGGUAGAUUUCUCGCAGUCUGGUCUACUUUCACCACUGCCGUUUUCGCCUAUUUAGGUACAGAACUUGUUGGUGUGACAGUAGGAGAAGCCGCCAAUCCACGAAAAGUUAUCCCCAAAGCCAUCAAACUCACCUUUUACCGAAUCCUCCUCUUCUACGUCGUGCUAGUCUUCCUCCUCGGCAUGCUCGUCCCAUAUAAUUCCAAACUCCUCCUCGACGCCACCAAAAAGAGCAACAAUGCAUCUGCCUCCCCCUUCGUCGUCGCCAUUCAAAUAAGUGGGAUUCAAGCUCUUCCGGCCAUCUUCAAUGCCUGCAUCCUCAUCUUUGUCUUUUCAGCCGCAAACUCUGAUCUCUACAUUGCAUCUCGCACUCUCUAUGGUCUUGCUUCCGAGGGAAAAGCUUUCAAAAUCUUCAAACACACUGAUAAGCGCGGUGUUCCCAUUUAUGCUUUAGGCUUGAGCACAGCAUUCUGUUUCCUCGCUUUCCUAGGUGUAAACACAGCUUCCUAUACCGUGUUCGGCUAUUUUGUCAACCUGGUUACUAUGUUUGGUCUCCUCACCUGGAUCUCCAUCCUCAUUUCCCACAUCUACUUCAUACGCGCGCGUCGCGCCCAAGGAGUUCAAAGCACCGAAUUAGCCUACGAAGCACCACUCGGUAUCUGGGGUUCCUACGGCGCUCUCUUCUUCUGUAUCCUAAUAGCCAUCUUCAAAGGAUUCGCACUCUUCUUAUACAAGAAAACCACGCCCAAAGGCAAAACUCCCGUCUUUGAUUACUCGACUUUCAUCACGACUUAUUUGGCUAUCCCCCUGUACAUUAUCAUGUACUUUGGAUACAAAUAUUCAAUGAAGACUAAGAUUCUAGCACCGUAUGAAGCGGAUCUUUUCGGUGGGAAGGCAAGGAUCGAUGCUCAGGAACAGGAGUAUCUAGCGCAGGAAGCCGAGAGGAGAGGUGGUCAUGAGGAGACUAAGUGGGAGAGAGUUUAUAGGUUGACUCUUGGAUGGGCUUUUUAGAUGUGUUAAUACCAGGAGAGGAGUUAAUGGGAAGGGAGGGGUUGGUGAAUGGAUGGGUGGAUAUCUAGGUUUUUAAAAUAUGAUUUCCAAUAAUCAUUUUGGAUAUUACGAAUUUAACGGAUUUUUUUGAUAAUUU